Molecule: messenger RNA, 1737 nt
Organism: Trypanosoma cruzi
Lineage: Eukaryota; Euglenozoa; Kinetoplastea; Trypanosomatida; Trypanosomatidae
Exons: 1
Coding region: 1-1737 (578 amino acids)
Source: RefSeq, a predicted model, not a curated record
AUGUCUUACCCAAAUUAUUCUCUGACCGAUUCCAUUCGCGCCGCACUUGCGGCACAUGGGGUGCGGAAUGCUCGUGUCGUCAUUGAUUUGUUACCGGCGAACGGGCAAAUGGGUGUCAGUGGCAAUGAAAACGGAAUGAACGGCGAUUGGCAUGUCGUGCAGCCAGACGACAUGGAAAUCAUCAUCAACGAGCGGGAGGGGGUACUGUUGAUGGACGGUACACCGGCGCAGCAACCGCUGGAGCCGCCGAAGACGCUUCCGCCGCCACGCGCUCACUCGCCGUCUGGAACAGUCAGCGCACCGCCAGAUCUCCUGGUGGGAGGUGACGGCGCGCGGCAGCCGAAGAAACACCACUCUCGAGAGAAGGUGGAGGGCGGUAACGGCUAUGAUUUUAUGGAAAACGUGGUGGAACCCACAACAAAAUCAGAUGAUGCGCUGCCACACGGGUCUUUUGUCGGCGAUGUACCGUCGAGCGGGUCCUUUGAACGAAAGUUCCCCAUUGUGCCUUUGGAGAAUCUCCAUAAAGUUUCUCUGUCGAGUGAUCUACCAAGGGGCGAAGGGGCGGGCGAGGGGUUGCCGCACGAUCCAACGACGCCGUUGCCCAGUUCCAGUUUGUUGAAGUCACCAUCCACGCUCUUUUCAACCCCUCAGGCGCCAGAUGAUCGGCGUGAGUUGAGGAGCAAUUCGUCUUCGUUACCGGCGACUCAGCCAGGAAGCAACCGCAAGACAAGCGUUGUACUUGUAGAGAAGCUGAAGGCACCGGCGCCGCCUGUGAAGACCACACCGUCUGGCCUUAUGCCUGUUUUCAGCAUUCUCAACACAGAGCACAGUGAGCAACUUGAACGCCUACCUAGCAAUGCCAGCUCACGGAAGGUCAGUAGCGUGCACCUGGUGGAAUCGCCAUUCGUGGAGGAACUGAAGCACCAGCCCCACGUCGUUGAGGGGUCGGAGGCGGUUCGAAAACCGGGCAUUCUUGUCACGGGGGCGUCAUCAAAGACGGGGCAGACUGACGCAAAGCCUGGAGUCGUAGGUGGGAAUGGUGAAUUGAAGUUUCCCCAUGUCGGUGAGCAGAGCAGCCAAAUGUCAGUAUCCAGCGAAAUCAACGCCAGUGUUAACGACAAGAUGCUCAAGACCCCAACAUCACAUGUAGAUUUCUGGAAGCUCAGUGGCAAGCAGCGUCUGCAGGAGAUGCUGCAGGAGCAGCGGGAGAUGGAGCAGCAGGACAGGUUAAGUCGUGCGAAGCACGAGGAGAUUAUUGAGGAGGCACAAAAGUUUUUGCAGAGGCUGGAGCAAAAUAAAAUGGCAUCCAGGGAUGAAGGUGAAUUGCCCUCACUGCCGCAAAUUAGUCUGCGUACCGGUCCAGCGUCUUCUCGCCCUGUGGCGGCGCUCUGUGCAUCCCCUCACUGUUCAUCGCUAUCGCCCAGCAACGCAAACGGCGUAAAUGGCAUAAAAGUUCUCAGGUUUACGCUGCCGGCAAGUGGAAAGGCGAAGGAGGAGGUGGUGAGUCAACUGAGCACCAGCCCGGGGGGCUCCCAACACCUGUCCAGCAAAGACAAGUACUCUAUGCUUCUUCAGGAACAGGAAAGGAUCCUGCGGCAGAAUGAGGAGGGUGAGGACGAGUACAAGAAAUUGGUGGAGCGGGCUGUCGCAUUUCAUGAGCAGCGGAAGGAGCAGAUGCGUCUGCACGAGGAACAGGGGUCUGAGGAGGAUGAAGAAGAUGAUCCCGUUAAAUUGUGA